This is a messenger RNA of Malania oleifera, 1265 nucleotides long. Its product is annotated as cytokinin riboside 5'-monophosphate phosphoribohydrolase LOG8. Gene Ontology annotation, molecular function: hydrolase activity, hydrolyzing N-glycosyl compounds. Gene Ontology annotation, biological process: cytokinin biosynthetic process. The transcript has 8 exons. Gene Ontology annotation, cellular component: cytosol; nucleus. Bases 357 to 1001 code for a protein of 214 amino acids. The record is from RefSeq and is a predicted model, not a curated record. Lineage: Eukaryota; Viridiplantae; Streptophyta; Magnoliopsida; Santalales; Ximeniaceae.
UUGUGCUUGCACAGGGAUUGUGUGUUCAACUAUCCUAAUUUUUUAAUUAGAGAAUCUUAAAGCCGACAGGGGCACGUUGGAUUGGAAAGGCGAUGUAGCAUGCGGGGCUGCUUGAGUAGUUGUGUUCUCUCCACCAAAUAUAUAAGCCCCUCCGAGUUUCUUUGACAUCCAAUCCCCAUUGCUUAAUGUUCAUCAAUUCUACACGCACCCAGAUUAUCUUUUGCGGAACUGGGUCUUGUUUUUUUCUGAUUUUCUGCUUUUGAUUUUUCUAAAUCUGGGUACUGAGGAUCGAGUAAAGUGUAGAUUACCAAUAAAGUUUGUUUCUUUUGUAAUGGUUUGAGAUUGAAUUUAAAGCAAUGGAAGUUGACAAGAGAUGCAAAUUCAAGAGGGUUUGUGUCUUCUGUGGGAGCAACUCUGGCAACAGAGAAGUUUUCAGUGAGGCUGCACUUGAAUUGGGGAAUGAACUGGUGAAGAGGGAGAUAGACUUGGUGUAUGGUGGGGGAAGUGUUGGUUUGAUGGGUUUGAUUUCCCAGAGAAUGUAUGAUGCAGGUUGCAAUGUUCUUGGUGUGAUUCCGAAAGCACUCAUGCCUCUGGAGAUAUCUGGUCAAAUGGUCGGACAAGUGAGAAUUGUUUCAGACAUGCACGAGCGCAAAGCAGAAAUGGCUCGAGAAGCCGAUGCAUUUAUUGCUCUUCCUGGAGGGUAUGGAACCAUGGAAGAGCUGUUGGAAAUGAUAACGUGGUCACAACUUGGAAUCCAUAAAAAACCAGUUGGUCUGCUAAAUGUUGAUGGAUAUUAUAAUUCUUUGCUUGCAUUAUUUGACAAUGGUGUUGAGGAAGGUUUCAUCAAGCCAGGUGCACGACACAUAGUUGUAUCUGCUCCAACAGCCAAAGAACUCUUGCUGAAGAUGGAGCAAUACUCUCCUUCCCAUGAACAUGUUGCUCCUCAUGAAAGCUGGCAGAUGAAGCAACUAGGUGCUUAUCCAAGCAAACAGAGUCUAUAGUGAAAUUCUAGUUGGUGGGACCCGCAGAAUGGAAGCCUAAUUAUUUCCUUCUUGAUGCGACAUCUAUGACUGGAUGGAUGAGUUGAGGGCAACUAAGGCUUUGUGGUGAGCUAUUGAAUCUCAGGAACUGAAGCCAAGACCAAUCUCAAACUUGUGCAUGGUUCCAGUCAAUGAAGCAUAACUCAUUAGUCUUAAAUUCUAGGCUGAACUGUUGUAGUACAAAUUUAAUAAGCCUCUAAAUGACAUUUCUUUAUUUUUUUUUUA